AUCAAUCAAUACUCUACUAUCACAUUACAAAACAGAGAUAAAUAUACUGAAAAGUGUUUGCUUAGAAGAAGAAAGAGAAGAACAAGAUGGCGUCUUACCAGAACCGACCAGGAGCUCAGGCCACUGACGAGUAUGGAAACCCGAUGCAACAGUUGGACGAGUACGGUAACCCAAUUGGCGGUGUAGGAGCGACCGGAGGAGGAGGAGCAGGUUAUGGAACUGGUGGAGGAUACGGCGGAGGAGCCACUGGUGGCGAAGGAUACGGAACGGGAGCCUUGGGAGCUGGCGCAGGAGCUAGGCACCACGGUCAGGAGCAACUCCAUAAGGAAGGUGGCGGUGGUUUGGGAGGAAUGCUUCACCGCUCUGGAUCCGGAUCCAGCUCUAGCUCGGAGGAUGAUGGACAAGGUGGGAGGAGGAAGAAGGGAAUAACUCAGAAAAUUAAGGAAAAGUUGCCAGGUCAACAUGAUCAGUCUGGUCAAUCUCAAGGGAUGGGAAUGGGAACUACCACCGGUUAUGAUGCUGGAGGUUACGGCGGCCAACACCACGAGAAAAAGGGAAUAACUGAUAAAAUUAAGGAAAAGUUGCCAGGUCAAGAUCAGUCUGGUCAAUCCCAAGGGAUGGGGAUGGGAGCUACCACCGGUUAUGAUGCCGGAGGCUAUGGUGGAGAGCACCAUGAGAAGAAGGGGAUGAUGGACAAGAUCAAAGAUAAACUUCCUGGUGGUGGUGGUCGUUAAGCUGAAUACUAUUUAAACUUUGUAUACAUAUAAAAUAUAAAAAUAAAGGAAACUCAGUCGUAUAUGGUCGUUGUACGUUUGCUUUUAUGUCUCUACGUCCUGCGAUGUGUUGUAUUCGAGUGUGAGAGAGGAGUGUGUAUGAGCGUGCAGUUGGCUCUUUUUAUGUUCUUGACAUGUAUUUAUUUCUCUACUUGCUUAUCUAUGUAUACGUAUCUUCCUUUUUAACGCUUGUUUCAAUUUA
Eutrema salsugineum is the source of this 975-nucleotide messenger RNA. Its product is annotated as dehydrin Rab18. The record is from RefSeq and is a predicted model, not a curated record. Gene Ontology annotation, biological process: response to water. The transcript is spliced from 2 exons. Bases 87 to 734 code for a protein of 215 amino acids. NCBI's taxonomy places the organism in Eukaryota, Viridiplantae, Streptophyta, Magnoliopsida, Brassicales, Brassicaceae.